UUGGCGCAUGCGCACUUUCAGUUUCCAAAUCAAUGGCCAGGGUGAAGUCGGGACCAGGGUAAUUUUGUCGAAAUGAUCUUGUUAUAUGUUCACAGAAGUUUCCUUAAUACGUAUAGACGUUUUUUUUUGUCCGUAGGCAGCAAAGUAAAUACGUUUAUACAUUCCUAGUGACCUUGUGAAAGGUGACAAGUGCAAAAAAAAAAACCCCAGCAGGUUGUGUGGAUUUUAGGUUCUAUUUAUUGUAUUUAAUUUUACUUUCACUAUGGGUGUAGUUCUGCGGAAUCUGCAGAAUGUGGUUCCCCUGAGACGCUCCAAACUGCGCAAAGAUGUGGCGAUCCUGAGGCACAUCUUUGGGGUCCAGAAGUUUGACAUAGGCAUCAUAUGUGUGGACAACCGCAGGAUUCAACGCAUCAACCACAUCUACAGGAAAAAGAACCAACCCACAGAUGUGCUGUCCUUCCCUUACUAUGAGGAUCUGAGGCCAGGCAAAAUCCCAUGUGCCCUCCAAAGAGAUGAGUAUAACUUAGGCGACAUCUUCUUAGGUGUAGAGUAUGUAAUGCAACAGUGUAAAGAGACUUCCCAGGAUCUUCAUGAAGCACUUACAGUGGUCACAGCUCAUGGAAUCUGCCACUUACUGGGAUACAGACACGAAACUGAAGAGGAGUGGAAUGAGAUGCAGCAGAAAGAAAGUUACAUUCUCAGCGAGUUCAACAGGCUAACAGGCAGCCACCUCGAGCCACUCACAAAGAGAAGCGCGUAGGACGCACGACGAUACACACCAGACUGAUUCUCGAAAGAAACUCCUGGGCCGUAAAUGGGUCGGGGAACACAUUUGCUGCUAACACGCACUACUGAGAAGUCUGAAUUAAAGCCAAAUGAAACAAACUCCUUUUUUUCUAAAUAAAUUUUAUUUAAAAUGUGUUUAAGGAAGUCCGAAUACUAAGCAAUUAAGUAGAGCUUAUACCACUGUUUCAGAGAACACCAUACACACAAUGUCCAAACAAGUCCCACUCUUCCAUGAACCUACUCGGAUGAUCAGAACAGAAAACAUGAAUGCAGUGGUUACCAAAGACAUGAAAAUGAGAAGGACAGUACAGUACAAAUCCGACAAAGAACAAGAUCCUAAAAUAAAUAAUAUCCGCGGACUUCAUGUGAAGCACUCUCAUCCGAUGCUUCCAAUAUUCAGUAAAGAUGUGUGAGCGUUUUUCAUUUGAGGUCUUUCUGAAGAUAUUCUACACAAUGGCUGUGCAACUUCACACUGUAAAGCUCUAUAGAGUAGAAAAAACUAAAUUAUUUCACUAGAUCUGUAGAUGUUGGAGAGGCAUAAAGAUUCUUAAAGUGAGAUCUUUAAAAAAAGACAAGCUACAGCCAUACCACGGAGCUUGUUAGAUUAACGUUUAUAAAAUAAGAAUAAAACAACAAACAGUCAUCAGUAAAGCCUUGAAUAUAAAUCAGUACUAUUCCAAGUCUCUCUUCAUCACUAUAGGUCAUAUAAAAGCCAACUGGCAAAGCAAAUAUUGCACCACAUUUUCAGCUGCAUAUCAAACAAGACAGACACCCCAUAUUCCACCCAAACAUAUACAAGAAUAAAUUUUUAUAUGCAAUAGAUCAGAAAUUUAAAAUUUGCAGAGGGGAAAGGGAAAAAAAAAAAUGAUAGAGAACAAGCUCUCAAUAUUUCUUAAUGCAAAAGUUUACCAGAGGGUCUUUUCAACAAAAUAUUUAAA
Molecule: messenger RNA, 1724 nt
Organism: Sinocyclocheilus rhinocerous
Lineage: Eukaryota; Metazoa; Chordata; Actinopteri; Cypriniformes; Cyprinidae
Gene: ybey
Product: ybeY metalloendoribonuclease
Exons: 4
Coding region: 263-760 (165 amino acids)
Biological process (GO): rRNA processing
Molecular function (GO): metalloendopeptidase activity
Source: RefSeq, a predicted model, not a curated record